Messenger RNA from Gryllus bimaculatus (two-spotted cricket), 789 nucleotides. The record is from the annotation of a GenBank genome assembly. NCBI's taxonomy places the organism in Eukaryota, Metazoa, Arthropoda, Insecta, Orthoptera, Gryllidae.
UAACAACAGUCGCCCUGCCCUGCAAGGUGUCGCUGGCGCAUGUGCUGGAGGCCGCGGGCGCGGCGCCGCCGGCGCACCUGCUGCGGAGGCUGGGCGCGCGCGGGCGCGUGCAGCGCCGCCUGCUGGCGUGGGCGCUGCGCUGGGCGCCGCGCGUCGCGCCACUGCGCCGCCGCCUCAACCGCGCCCUCAUGGCCAGCAUGGAGCGCGCCUACGCCCGCGCCGACGACGCCCGCUGGCUGCGCGAGAGGGACGACCGCGUCGGCUACGCCUCCUUCCGGAAACGACUGCUGCACGGUGAUACGUCGUACCUGUCUCUAGUCGCAGUAUUUCUAAUUGCCAUCGCUGUCGUAACUGUUUUCAUUUGUAAUCUGGAAUCAACGAAAAACUGGCCUUAAGGGCUAAAGUGAAAUGUAAAUAAUCAUAUAAUGUAGAAAGUUGAGUUUACAACUUAUCAGCAAAUAAAAUAUUUCACGUCUUUAUAUUACUGGAAUAAUACAAAUUAAAACACCAGUAAUCUCUAAAUACGUAUGGUAUAAAAAUUAUUUAAAUUACUAAGAGCUACUUCAUAGUUGUCAACAUGAGUUGUUAACUAUGUCAAAGUGGCUAUUCAAUAAUGCAGGAACUGUAUGUUAGUAUUUCUCAAUUAAAGAUGUGUGAUAUUGAAAAUUGUUUGUUAUUGGGAGAAAGUUACUUGUUACCACAGCUUCAAUUAUACAGUUUGUGUAUUCUAAUCAACGAAAUAUGUCGAAAAAAUAUUGCGCAUAUUUUAUUAAACGCCGAAGAUUAACA